Leptonychotes weddellii (Weddell seal) is the source of this 3944-nucleotide messenger RNA. Lineage: Eukaryota; Metazoa; Chordata; Mammalia; Carnivora; Phocidae. The record is from RefSeq and is a predicted model, not a curated record.
UCCCCAGCCUGCUUCCAGGAGCUAGGACUGCAGAGGGGCCCAGCAUGGUGUUCCCGGGACCCCUGGCUAUCACCCUGUUGCCGCCCAGCCUCACACUGCUGGUGUUCCACCUGUCCUGCUCCACCGAUGCCAGCAGUGAGCAGAAGCUGUGCGCCCUGAGGGAGCACCCCACUGUGGCCUUUGCAGAUCUGAAGCCGUGGGUCUUUAACUUCACCUACCCUGGAGCCCGAGAUUUCUCCCAGCUUGCUCUGGAUCCCUCCAGGAACCAACUCAUCGUGGGAGCCAGGAACUACCUCUUCAGACUCAGCCUUGCCAAUGUUUCCCUCCUUCAGGCCACGGAGUGGGCCUCCAAUGAGGACACGCGCCGCUCCUGCCAAAGCAAAGGGAAGACUGAGGAGGAGUGUCAGAACUACAUGCGAGUCCUGAUUGUCACUGGCCGGAAAGUGUUCAUGUGCGGGACCAAUGCCUUUUCCCCGGUGUGCUCCAGCAGACAGGUGGGGAACCUCAGCCGGACCAUAGAGAAGAUCAAUGGUGUGGCCCGCUGCCCCUACGACCCACGCCACAACUCCACAGCUGUCAUCUCCUCUCAGGGGGAGCUGUACGCGGCCACCGUCAUUGACUUCUCAGGGCGGGACCCCGCCAUCUACCGCAGCCUAGGCAGCGGGCCACCACUUCGCACCGCCCAGUAUAACUCCAAGUGGCUCAAUGAGCCAAACUUCGUGGCAGCUUACGAUAUUGGGCUGUUUGCAUACUUCUUCCUGCGGGAGAACGCGGUGGAGCACGACUGCGGACGCACCGUGUACUCUCGGGUGGCCCGAGUGUGCAAGAAUGACGUGGGGGGCCGCUUCCUACUGGAGGACACAUGGACCACGUUCAUGAAGGCCCGGCUCAACUGCUCCCGCCCAGGCGAGGUCCCCUUCUACUACAAUGAGCUGCAAAGUGCCUUCCACCUGCCUGAGCAGGACCUCAUCUACGGGGUCUUCACUACCAACGUAAACAGCAUCGCCGCUUCUGCUGUCUGCGCCUUCAACCUCAGUGCCAUCUCCCAGGCUUUUAAUGGCCCAUUUCGCUACCAGGAGAACCCCAGGGCUGCCUGGCUCCCCAUCGCUAACCCCAUCCCCAACUUCCAGUGCGGCACUCUGCCAGAGGUGGGCCCCAACGAGAACCUGACGGAGCGCAGCCUGCAGGACGCUCAGCGCCUGUUCCUGAUGAGCGAGGCUGUGCAGCCGGUGACACCCGAGCCCUGUGUCACCCAGGACAGCGUGCGCUUCUCACACCUCGUGGUGGACCUGGUGCAGGCCAAGGACACGCUCUACCACGUGCUCUACAUCGGCACGGAGUCGGGCACCAUCCUGAAGGCACUGUCCACGGCGAGCCGCAGCCUCCGUGGCUGCUACCUGGAGGAGCUGCACGUCCUGCCCCCCGGCCGCCGCGAGCCCCUUCGCAGCCUGCGCAUCCUGCACAGCGCCCGCGCGCUCUUCGUGGGGCUGAGCGACCGCGUGCUGCGGGUCCCGCUGGAGAGGUGCGCCGCCUACCGCAGCCAGGGGAACGGAGCGUGGACCCCGUGGUCCUCGUGGGCCCUGUGCAGCACGUCCUGUGGGAUCGGAUUCCAGGUGCGGCAGCGAAGUUGCAGCAACCCCGCUCCCCGCCACGGGGGCCGCAUCUGCGUGGGCAAGAGCCGCGAGGAGCGGUUCUGUAACGAAAACACGCCUUGCCCGGUGCCCAUCUUCUGGGCGUCGUGGGGCUCCUGGAGCAAGUGCAGCAGCAACUGUGGGGGCGGCGUGCAGUCGCGGCGGCGGUCCUGUGAGAACGGCAACUCCUGCCCUGGCUGCGGCGUGGAGUUCAAGACGUGCAACCCCGAGGGCUGCCCGGAAGUGCGGCGCAACACGCCGUGGACGCCGUGGCUGCCCGUGAACGUGACUCAAGGCGGGGCGCGGCAGGAGCAGCGCUUCCGCUUCACGUGCCGCGCUCCCCUGCCGGACCCCCACGGCCUGCAGCUUGGCCGGAGGAGGACGGAGACCAGAACCUGCCCCGCGGACGGCUCCGGAGCCUGCGACACCGACGCCCUGGUGGAGGAUCUCCUGCGCAGCGGGGGCCCCUCCCCGCACUCGGUGAGCGGGGGCUGGGCCGCGUGGGGCCCGUGGUCGUCCUGCUCCCGGGACUGCGAGCUGGGCUUCCGCGUCCGCAAGAGAACGUGCACGAACCCGGAGCCCCGCAGCGGAGGCCUGCCAUGCAUAGGCGACGCCGCCGAGUACCAGGACUGUAACCACCAGGCUUGUCCAGUGCGGGGUGCCUGGUCCUGCUGGACCUCCUGGUCCCCCUGCUCAGCCUCCUGUGGUGGAGGCCACUAUCAACGCACACGUUCCUGCACCAGCCCCGCGCCCUCCCCAGGCGAGGACAUCUGUCUUGGUCUGCACACAGAGGAGGCGCUGUGUGCUACACAGGCUUGCCCAGAAGGCUGGUCACCAUGGUCCGAGUGGAGUGCAUGCACGGAGGAUGGAGCCCAAAGCCGCAGCCGACACUGUGAAGAGCUGGUCCCAGGGCCCAGCGCCUGCGCCGGAAACAGCAGCGAGAGCCGCCCCUGCCCCUACGGCGAGAUUCCCGUGAUCCUGCCUGCCUCCAGCAUGGAGGAGGCCACCAGCUGUGGAGGGUUCAGUCUCAUCCACCUGGUAGCCACAGGCGUCUCCUGCUUCCUGGGCUCUGGGCUGCUGACCUUGGCCGUGUACCUGUCCUGCCAGCACUGCCGGCGCCAGUCCCAGGAAUCCACACUCGUCCACCCUGCCACCCCCAACCACCUGCACUACAAGGGUGGGGGCACCCCCAAGAACGAGAAGUACACACCCAUGGAGUUCAAGACCCUGAACAAGAAUAACCUGAUCCCCGAUGACAGAGCCAGUUUCUACCCAUUGCAGCAGACCAAUGUAUACACAACCACCUACUAUCCCAGCCCACUGAACAAACACAGCUUCCGGCCUGAGGCCUCACCUGGACAACGGUGCUUCCCCAACAGCUGAUAACACUGUCCUGGGGACUUGGGCUCCUUGCCUUCUUAAGGCACAGAGCAGGUGGAAACGGGACGGUGGAGCCAGUUUGGUUUUCUCCUUCUGCACCUGGCCAAGAACUUGCCGCCUUGCCUGUGGGGGUCCCAUCCGACUUCAAAGAGCUCUGGCUGGCGGUGACCAUGGGGGAGAGGGCUGGCUUCAGGCUGGCACAUGGCUGGAGUUCCAGCUCAGCCCAGGUCUCUCAUGGCCUCCUUGCGACCCACUACCGUGCUGAUCUCCCCUGCCGUGUCUGGGCUGUGGACCUACUGGGCAUGCGAGGAACUGGAGAGUGGAGAUGACUGAGCAGGCUCUUAGGUUUGGGCUGGAAAUGAUGCUCAUGUGGCCCUGACGGGCCGAGGCUGUCCCUCUCUGGCUGGCCCCAGGAAGGGCCUGGGAUCUACCCUGAUUAUCUGUGAGAGGAACUAAGCAAAUGGCCCCAGAAGCUCUGGAUUCUCCGCCCAGGGCCGGGCCACUGUAGUGCUGCCCCAGUGUGACCUGGGGACCAAGGCUGGCCCAGGUUGUCCACCUUUGCCUAGCAGUCUGUACUUUGCCCAGGGACAUCCUUCUGGUCAGAGGCAGUGAGGGCUGGGGACUGAAGAUUGAUCUUUGCUAAGAAGCCCUUUAGUCUGGGCUGGGACAGGCUUCAGCUUUGCCCUCAGAAUGCAGGAAAGGUGGUCCAAGAGAAAGGGAGGCAGGAGUCAACCCUCUGUGCCACUGUGGAGACCAUCUUCCAGUCGCUGCUCAGUAGAGCUGUUGGCUGAGACCUGCUUGGGAGUCUCAGGCCCUUCAUCUGUUCAGGAACACGCACACACGCACACACACACACACACUCAACAUGCUACAGCAACAAAAAGGAUGUUGGGCUGUGGCAUUAUUAAUUAAAGAUGAUAUCUGGUCUCCAAA